GUUAAAACUACCGCGGGAUCCGUCCUGGCCGCUUUUUACUCUAAUGUUUUUUUGUAAAAAAACUUUAAAUAAUCAGUGAGUGGCAGUGCAGUGUUGUGUUCUAGGAUUACAGACAUGAUUUGAUGAUAUACCAUAGGCGUUGGAAUGACCUGCUACGCUUCGUUUCACAGCCUGCCGCCAUAGAAAAUGUUUCCUUGCAUCUGGCCGACAACGUUUUUCUUCUUAAUAUGGUUGUGUAAUGACGUAACAUCGAAGCGGAAUCAUACGCUGAAACCACGAGUUGUUUUGCCCGAGAACUAUGUUAAAGAAAUCCGGCCACCUUCUCGGAAAGGUCAACCAGUCGUCGUUGAAUUCAGCAUAUAUGUCGUGGAUGUCAAUUCUAUUAAUGUUGAAGACAUGGACUUCAGAGUCGAUAUGUUUAUAAGACAAACUUGGCGAGAAACUAGAUUGCAGCUACCAGAAGAUAUAUUCGAAGAAGGAGAUGACCAUGUGACGUUGCCUCCAGAAUUCUUCGACAAUCUCUGGCAUCCUGACCCUUAUUUUCUAAAUUCCAAAGUAACAGGAGGAGCUUGCCACUUUUGUCACCAAUCAGCUGAAAUAGCCGAAUUGACGCACAAAUUCUCGUCGGUAACCUUAUACAGAAAUCAGACGGUGAGAUACGCGGCCAGAAUGCACGCAAUCAUCGCCUGUCAAAUGGAAUUUCAACUCUAUCCCAUGGACAUACAGUCCUGUCCAAUUUACAUCGAAAGUUUUUCGUAUAGCAACCAGAAGGUGAGGUUUAAAUGGAGCGACGCAGGUGUUACUAUUAAUCCUGAACUAAAGUUGCUGCAAUAUCACAUUGGCGAACCUUUACGAUUGGAAGAAACUAAUGGAUACAUGAUAGAUAAAGAUGGAAACUAUUCAAGAUUAGUAGUAUACUUCAGAUUCGAACGACAAAUUGGUCACCACCUGAUCCAAACCUUCGCACCAUCUUCACUUGUUGUCAUGUUAUCCUGGUUCAGUUUCUGGCUGGACUUGGAUGCUAUUCCUGGUCGAGUCACCUUACUGGUCACAUGCAUGUUGACACUUGUGACUAUGUUCACAGGGCUUAGAGCCGAUAUACCACCAGUUGCUUACGUAAAGGCUCUUGACCUUUGGAUGGCAGGCUGUAUGAUGUUUGUUUUCGCCGCCCUCGGAGAAUUUGUAGUUGUUAAGGUGUUGGAUAAACAAUAUCAGAUGAAUAAAUCGAAAACACAGGAAUCGAUGCCAAGAAUAAUACCAGUGCGUCUUAAUGGCGAGAAAGGAUCUUGCGGCACCGUCGCCGCGUGGGAGGGGAGUGCGGUUCGAUGUAGGAAGGUGGAUCUCACAUCACCCACAUCUCCCCCCGCGUCAACACCCGCAGUGCAUCCCGUCCCAGGCGCUCCCACACACUUAGUUGGCGUUGAGAGAAGACAAAGCAUAUUACAGGUUGCCUGGGUAGACGCUGAUACAGGACAAGAAAGAGUACUGUGGCGAGAAAUCGACAAGUUAUCCAGGGUUGUAUUUCCAGCGCUAUUCCUUCUCUUCGUCACAAUGUACUGGCCGGUUCUUCUGCUAAAAACUAAAGCUUCAUCAUAACAUUAUAUACCUGUUUAUAAGGGCGUUAGAUGGUGGCAUGAAUAAAUAACGUGCUCUAUUGUUGAAAAGAAUAUUUAGAAAAAUAGUGCAAAAUAGAAAUGGUUCAUAGAAUAGGCCAUAAUAUAAAGCUAGUAAAUAUUCUACAGACAGACAAAGAUCUUCUUUCCUAUUAUUUGAAACAUUGAAUAAAUUCUGCAACACAUUAAAAUAAUAAAACUCUUAACAUUUAAUAGUCAUUGCAGUAGUUCCACGUUAAAAAAACAAUGAAAAUUUAAAUAUGACAAAUUUAAAUAGGCACUCAUAUUCACUUUUGAAUUGUCAUAUUACGGGAUUCAAUUGAAAGUGAAGCUACCAGAUGUUGAAAUUGUAAAUUCUGACGAGAAUCUGUUGGAAACUCCUAAAUAGAUCAAAAUGGUGCUUCGUAUGAAACUUAAAAUAACCUUAAUAUGUAUAGUAAACAAUAGACACAUUAAUAAUGAUGAUUUCAUGUAAUGCCGACCGACUAACGCUGUUAUAGCAAACUUAUAUGUUGUGUUGAUGUAGUAGUUACAAGUGAGAUUUCCAUUAGAGUUUCAGAGAGUGAAUAACAAUUGCCUCGAUGAGACUAGAGAUCAUUCGCAAACAGUUAAUAAAGGACUGGUCCUACUUCAAAUUUAGUUGGAUUAUAAUUUCAUGGAGUAUAAGAGUACAUUAACCAAAUAUUUCCUUUUAUAUAAGUUGCCUUAGAAUAGGGAGUAUUUUUGAAACUAUAAAUUUAUUGUAUAGAUAAAAUUAUGUAAUAGAAAGGGAAAUUUAGUGUAGUAUAAGCGAAGUAAAACGGUUUGCGUAAAUCUAUUUCUACAGUACCUUCUAUUCUGAGGUUAACAUAAAACAUGAUUAUGAUAACAUAAAAUACGAGCGUGGGUCGAAAAUUUGUAAAAGUUUCUUCAAUUGAAUUUGGGUAGAAAAUGGAACGAUAAUAGAUUCCAAUCAUAUUUCAAGAUGUGAUAUAAAAUAAUAAUGUAUAUAUCAAAUUCGGAUCAAAUUGAUCAUUAUCUCCAUAUUAGGCUGUGACAUUUUUAACCCACCCUCGUAUAAUACCUACGAACGUACAAAAUGAAGUUAAAUAUAACAAAUUUCGAUAUCUGAAAAAUUGAUAUUUGGAAAAUAUUAUUAUCAAAAAAAUGACUUCAAAUACGUUUAUUAUAAAAAAAAUAGGACAAAAAAUUAUAACACUGAUAUGACGCGAGUAUUACAGUGUGGCUUACAUUAGUGAAUUAAGUUACAAACCUAAUGCUUGUAUAAUAAUAAAGCUAAAUAUAUUUAAUUAUAUAUAUUUAAAAUAGCUACAAUACACACGAUGUCGUUUAAAUGAUAUACUACAAGUCAUCUCCGAGGAAAUAAGUUCUCCAAACUGAUUUAUUAUAUUGCCGGCUUCGGUGAUAUCAAUUUGACCAAAAAUUAUACAUAAUAGCUUACGAUGUAUAAAAUAAAAUAGAUUCAUUUAUAUAAAAUAAUAUAUCCAUAAUAUAUAACAAACAUAAAUAAGUUCAUACAAAUAAUGAUAAAAAUAAAAAUGGUGGAUAAAGCGGAUUUGAUAGCAAUUGAAAUUGAACACCCCAAGAAUUGUUAUACAAUAUACUGAAGAUAAUGUAUUUAUAUAAUUAGGGUAUAAAAGAAGACAAUAAAGUAUUCUACAAAUUACUCUAUGAAUCCAAAGGUUAAGCAUAAAUGCUAUUGAAUCGGACACUCGUAAGCGUAGUGUGUAAAUCCAUUUCGAUUAUAUUACAUUUGUCAUGAAUAUGACAAAACCAAAGUAACAAAAUACUCGACUGACUGAGACACGUAACCAGCUUAUGAUAAUGAUCCUUUCAAACAUUAAGCCACUUAUCCCUCAGUCAAUCCUCAGCGAUUGCCCAAUGAGGCAACAUUUCCAAAAUGUGUACUUGUGUCCUUGAGAAUCAUUCAAUUCGCCACCAUCGCUAUAGCGAUGAAAGCCUCUCUCUGGUUACUUUGUGAUUCAAGCACAAAUAAACGGAUAAUAUUUUAUCGUCUAUAUUGACAAUAUUAUACAUAGAUAAAAUGUCAAAAUGACAUUACUGUUUUAUAAAUUAGAUUAUAAUAUUCCAUUAAACCUGUGUGAUACGCUUUUAUAUCAUUUGUAAAGAAAUAGUGAAUUAAUAAAAAUGUCACCAGUUCUAUUCUGUAAAAACUUACUUCGUAUUUCACUCAUGAAGUAUUGACAACCGUCUUAUGGUGCGCUAUUUUAAUACGUGUAUCCUUUAAAUGACAUAAUUAUUAUAAUCAAUGAUACAUGUCAUUUUCUGACGUAUCACGAGCGUGUGUCGCGGUGAGUUCCAAGUAUGUUUUUCCAGAUUAGCUUUAACCAAUAGAGCUUUUAUCGUUAAAAUAAUAAGGUCCACUUUCAUGCCUUAUUUUAUUUAGAAAAUUUUAGAUUUAAAAAUAUUAUAUAUACGGAAUACGUGACAAAAAUUUCGCUUUUGAUAUAUAUUUUAUAGACGUGUUAAAUAUAUAUAUAUACUAGUAUAAAUGAGGAAUUCGAAGUGAUUAACGACAAAGAAGUACGUUAUUUGCUUUAAAUGCUUCUUGAACGCUUUAAGAAUUCAAUCGUUUUAAUUGCAACUAAGUAGAAAUACAUUACACGAUGAAUCUUUUUCUUUUAAAAAAGCCAUUAGUUUUAUUACGUCGUAUUACUUAUACGAUGUUAUGAA
Molecule: messenger RNA, 4307 nt
Organism: Nymphalis io (European peacock)
Lineage: Eukaryota; Metazoa; Arthropoda; Insecta; Lepidoptera; Nymphalidae
Gene: alka
Product: glycine receptor subunit alpha-4
Exons: 12
Coding region: 187-1596 (469 amino acids)
Biological process (GO): nervous system process; regulation of membrane potential; chloride transmembrane transport
Cellular component (GO): neuron projection; membrane; synapse
Molecular function (GO): chloride channel activity; extracellular ligand-gated monoatomic ion channel activity; neurotransmitter receptor activity
Source: RefSeq, a predicted model, not a curated record